Messenger RNA from Sorghum bicolor (sorghum), 1779 nucleotides. RefSeq names its product endonuclease III homolog 1, chloroplastic. NCBI's taxonomy places the organism in Eukaryota, Viridiplantae, Streptophyta, Magnoliopsida, Poales, Poaceae. The coding region runs from base 238 to 1455 and encodes 405 amino acids. Gene Ontology annotation, molecular function: oxidized pyrimidine nucleobase lesion DNA N-glycosylase activity; DNA-(apurinic or apyrimidinic site) endonuclease activity; DNA binding. Gene Ontology annotation, biological process: base-excision repair; nucleotide-excision repair; base-excision repair, AP site formation. The record is from RefSeq and is a predicted model, not a curated record. Gene Ontology annotation, cellular component: chloroplast nucleoid; nucleus. The transcript is spliced from 10 exons.
GCGGAAGAGCCCGCUUUCCUGCGCUUUUCGUCUCCGCAGAUCUUUCUCCCCCUUCUUUAAUGCUACUUUGCUAAUGUCUUCUUGCUCUGUUUCCUUCACCGUUUGGUCCCGAGGAACUAUUUUACCUUUUAUUGAAAUGGUACUUGCCAAGUAGUAGUAUUUUAUCUUUAUUACACGGUCCCAGAAAAAAAAAACCCCUUUUCUCAUGGUAUAUGCCUAAAUGUUGUAUUGAUACCGAUGAGUGUCUGGAGACUGGAGUUGCGUGAUUCCUUUCACAAGAUGGGUGAAAUCAGUGUGCUACCUGGAUUUCUUCAUCUCGUGAGUUUAGGCUGCUUACACAAGGGGCAAAAAAUUGGAUUCCUUUUCUUUGUACGAGAAGUCAAACGCGAAUCCAGUGUUUCUUUUGACAUUUCAAAGCCCGAAGCAACUGCUUCUGUUAAGAGGAAAAGGGUGAAACGAGAACUUGAAUUAAAUGGGGAGCAUCAUAAGAAGCAGUUUGGUGUUGUCCCUGACAUCGAGGAUUUUCGAUAUGAAAAGGCCAAAACAUUGACAGCGUCAAGUAAGGCAACAGCAUCUUCGGUCAAGGUGGAGAAAAAGGUCAGAGUUUCUUCAGUAAUAAAAGUCAUUUGUGCAGUUGGAGCUCCAGAUAACUGGGAGGCAGUUCUUGGAGGCAUUAAAAGCAUGAGGUUAUCUGGUGAAGCCCCCGUAGAUACGAAGGGCUGUGAAAAGGCUGGUUCUCUCCUUCCACCCAAGGAAAGAAGAUUUGCAGUUCUGAUAUCAACUAUGAUGUCAAGCCAGACAAAAGAUGAAGUUACGCAUGCUGCUGUGGAACGCCUCUCUGAAAACGGUUUACUUGAUCCUGAUGCUAUAGUGAGGACUGAUGAGACCACGCUUGCGAAUCUUAUCAAACCUGUCGGAUUCUAUCAGAGAAAGGCACAGUUCAUAAAAGAAGCUUCUAAAAUUUGUCUUGAACGUUUUGGAGGGGAUAUUCCAGAUUCUCUGAAUGAGCUGCUUGCUCUGAGAGGAGUUGGCCCUAAAAUGGCUCAUUUGGUAAUAAUCUACUUAUUCUCUCCUUUGUGGUUGAAAUAUGAACAUAAAUAUCUUCAUGGGUAUCUUUCUUUAACUAAACAGGUGAUGAGCAUUGCUUGGAAGAAUACUCAAGGAAUCUGCGUUGACACUCAUGUGCAUCGCAUUUCUAAUCGACUUGGGUGGGUUUUUCGGGAAGGAACAAAACAGAAAACUACGACACCAGAACAGACAAGAAUUUCUCUAGAGAAAUGGCUACCCAAGGAUGAGUGGGAACCUAUAAAUCCAUUACUGGUUGGAUUUGGGCAAACUAUCUGUACUCCACUGAGGCCCAAAUGCGACAACUGUGGCAUCAAUAACCUUUGCCCUUCUGCUUUCAAGGAAUCAUCAAGCCCAAAUCCAAAGCAAAAGAAAACAAGGUCUCCAUAGAACUCUUGACUAUGACUGGUCUGACACCGAAGUGAGAUAAUAUUUUGGGUUGUCCGUCGGUGGUUAAUAUUAUGGGGUUUUCUUUUGGUCGAUCUAUGCACCGAAGUGAGAUAAUAUUUUUGGUUGUCCGUCGGUGGUUAAUAUUAUGGGGUUUUCAUUUGGUCGAUCUAUUGUUGGAUCACCUUGGUGCCAUACCAUUGGCAUUUGGCAAGUCAUGUAUCUUUUUGUAUACCAGUAAAUUGUUCAAGACGGUAUAAAGACACGUUUAUCUACCAGUCACUGUAAAAAUUACUGGUAGCAAGCAAAAUUUUCAUGUGUCAAUGA